This is a messenger RNA of Raphanus sativus (radish), 2689 nucleotides long. RefSeq names its product probable E3 ubiquitin-protein ligase RHG1A. Gene Ontology annotation, molecular function: ubiquitin protein ligase activity. Bases 448 to 2292 code for a protein of 614 amino acids. The record is from RefSeq and is a predicted model, not a curated record. NCBI's taxonomy places the organism in Eukaryota, Viridiplantae, Streptophyta, Magnoliopsida, Brassicales, Brassicaceae. The transcript is spliced from 7 exons.
UUUCCUCUUUUCUCCGCAAUCGGUUUCCUCUUUCAUUGUGUUUUGUUCAAGAAUCUAAUAUUAUGAUAUUUAGGCUGUAACGUUUCUUUCAUUCUCCUACCAAACCUUCUCAGAUCGGUCUCUUUCUUUGUGUUGUUUUUUUUCUUUUUGCUUUCUGGGUUGUGGGUUUCUUUGUGCUCGAUCUUAACUGGUGAAAUCGGUUGGUGGGGUUUGGCUCUGUUCGUCCUAAGAACUUGAAUAAUUCAAGUUUUGCAAGAAAAAACUUUAGUUUCUUUGCAAUUAGUUUUUAGGCUGGAUCUCUGUCUUUAGGAAACCUGUUCAGUGUUUGGUUUCGCAAAAGUUGAGAUUUGAAGUGGAGAUUUCUGCUGAAGUUUUGAUCUUUUUAUUCUUCGUCUGUUGCAAGUGCCAUUGUUUCCAGCAUCGAUUACAUUGUGGAAAGUGGUGAGGAUGCAAGGAGAGAGGGCAAGUAUCGGUUCUUUAUCAGAGACCAUGAACUAUGAGCAUGGUUCUACAUCUAGCAACCCUGUGGUAGAACAGCAGAUUCGUUGGGAUAGUCUUCACAGUCUCGGUGAUAAUGAUCUGCAUAACUACAUGAGUUCAUCCGCAGCUGCUGAUGCAAACACUAGUUUGUCAAACUCAGUGUAUCAUGAGCAACGUGAGUUACAACACAGGUUUACCCUUGGUGAAGCUAGCUCUAGUGGUCCAAAGAACGAAGCCCCUAGUGAGCAGUGGAUGCAAAUGGGACGCUUUGAGGAAAGAAGAAACGACAAGAUAGACUUGAGCCCUUUGUUAAUGCAACAACCGUCUAGUGGAAACCGAGUCGUGCGUGAUGUCAAUCUGAAUGCAGAAUAUAUCGAGCGUGCUGAGGACAUGAAUCCAGUCACAGGUCAUCCUGGUCUUAGUCAGGUUAACGAAAAUGCUAGAGCUGGUUGUAAAAGAAAAGCUAUUGAUGCUGGCAUUGGCCAGUCAUCAUCAUCAACGGGAGCUUUCCACCGUGGAGAGAGCAGUUCUUCUUGGGUUUAUAACCAAAAUGAUUUGAACAUAUCUCUCAACCACCCUCCAAGAGGGUUGGUGUCUCCUUCUCCUCCCAUCUCCAGCAGAAGCUUUUCUUUCGGUGCUAAUCCCACAGCUCAGCAAGAGGGUGUUUUCUCUGCUGGAAGUGUUAUCAGACAACCAGUUACUCCUCCAUCCAUGAAUGCACCAGCUUAUCCACCACCUGUAGAUCAUCAAUAUAGACAUGCUUUUAGCAAUUUCACUCCUCUAAACCCAAAUGCUUCUGCUGUUAGUAUGCCUCCUGUUUCAAGAAACAUGACACCACCAUUUCAAUGGAGUGGGAACACUGCUGUAGCAGCAGGCAUUGGAUCAUCUGCUCCCGUUGACCGAAACGCCCUUCGUCCAGGUCAAUCAAGGCUGAGAAGCAACAUGCUAGCGAAUCCUUUGUUUGUUCCAGCUCCUCCUGAACCGAGGAACCUGCAUCAGGGUCAUGGAAGUGGAGGAGCUGGACAUGUAAGUGUUCAGCCAUCAGCGUCUACUCCAACAUGGACUCCUUACCAGAACCAGUCGCCAGUUAAUCAAAGAAGAUUAUCUGAACAUCGUCGUAGGUCGUUGAUUUCUUCCCUUCUUACAAACCAGAGAGCUGCUGCUGCUGCUGCUGCUCGUUCCAUGGUCCCUCCUCCCACUCCGGAUCAGCAUGUGCUUCAGCCUGGCGGUGAUAACAACUUUCAGACACAUAAUCAGGCUUACUCUAGAGCAGUACCAAGACAAGGACAAACCGCUGUUGGCGUUCCUCAUUCUUUGCGUAGCUUGGUGGCAUCCACAAGCCGAGGAAGAAGCAGACCUUCUGCAUCUGAGAUCCGCAAUGUCUUGGAUCAUAUGCGUAGGACAGGGAACUUGCGUGUGGAGGAUUUUAUGCUUCUCAAUCAGACGAUGAUGCUAGGUGCAGCUGAUGUUCAUGACCGGUAUAGAGACAUGCGUCUUGAUGUGGACGACAUGACAUAUGAGGAGUUGUUGUCUCUAGAAGAAAGGAUUGGAGAUGUUUGUACCGGUCUUAAUGAAGAGACCAUAUCAAACCGAUUGAAGCAAAGGAAAUACAAUUGUGGUAGCAAAUCUACACAAGAAGUAGAGCCAUGCUGUGUUUGUCAGGAGGAAUACAAGGAAGGAGAAGAAAUGGGGGUGCUUGAAUGUGGGCAUGACUUCCAUAGCCAGUGCAUCAAAGAAUGGCUGAAGAGGAAGAAUCUUUGUCCAAUCUGCAAAACAACAGGGUUAAACACCGCAGAGAAGCCGAGCAAAUAAUGAUGUUAAGACCUUAAGCUGUUCUUGAGUUUUCACCAUUCGUCGAAUCUUCUAUACCAUUGCAACCUCAUAAGAACCCCCACAAAAGGCAACUUUGGUGUCUGAGUUUGAGGUUUGAUGAUUUGGAGGUAGUGAAAAUUAAGGGAAGCACCUGAGGGAGAUAGAAAGGAGAUGAGGAGAAUCUAAGAAAAAAGAAACUUGGGUUCUUCUGAAAUUGUUUGGAUAAUUUAAUUUUUACCAAUUAGUUUUUUUUUUUCAUUAUUAAAAGAACCAAAAAAGUUUGUGAGUCAAUUUGAUAGAUUUUAUGGAUGAUUGAUUAUGUAAUAUACAUGUCUUAUAUUAUUCUAGUUGGAUCUAUCAACAUAGCAAAAGCUAUGUAAAUUCUUUGAUUCAAUUA